Messenger RNA from Brugia pahangi, 3156 nucleotides. The record is from the annotation of a GenBank genome assembly. Lineage: Eukaryota; Metazoa; Nematoda; Chromadorea; Rhabditida; Onchocercidae.
AUGUUGGAAGGAUCAAGCCUGAAACUGAAGUACGACAGCGUGAAAUGUCGUGAACGUGUGCAGUUUGGCAAGUACCGCUUCAUCAAACCCUCUGGAAAUUUUAUAAUUCCCGACUUUGCGUGUGAAAGAGAUGAAAAAGAGAUUCGUGAAUCACAAACAGUGGCACCGAUAUCCAAACCUCGAGUAGUAUCACCCAUUUCUCGGAAGAAAAAUGUUAUCCUUUCUGAUGACUUUGAUGACGAUGAAUUAUUACGACUUGCAGAUGCAAGUGAAUUGGAAUAUGUUCCAACAUCGGUAUCAUCCAGUACUUUGAUUAAUAAAAAUAAAGGACGUUCGGACCAAGAAAGCGUCGUGUCAGACAUUCCGGAUCCUCCACGAUAUGACGAAAUUUAUCUCAGUGAUUCAGUUGUUGGUGAAGAAAUUGAAUUCCUUGAUUCUCCAAACGAUCUUUUGGAUACAAAUAUGGAACCAGAUGAAGUUACAAGUAAUGAAAGGCUCCUAACUUAUGACAGAAAUAUUGGUAAUGAACAACAAGGCUCUAUUGAAAUUGUAACAUUGUCGCCUGAUUUCAUUCCCCUGAAAUCCAAAAUCACACCAUGCACGACACUUCGUAAUAACGAUGUAUUCGACAAUGAUAUGGACGACAGUGAUAUGAAUAUGAAGGUCAGAGUACAAGAAAGCGCUCAUCCUGCUCCUCACAUAACUAAUGAACUAGACGAUACGCAUCUUUUGUCAUGUAAUUCGGAAAAACACAGACAUGAUAUGCACGGUCAGUUUCGAGCCUUUUUGCAAGAUGAUGGAGAUCAGUUCGAAGAUGAAACUAAGCAUUUGGGACGGGAGUUGUGCAGUGAAAUGUAUCAUAUCUUGAAAAGCAGAUUUGGUUUCAACCAGUUUCGUCAUCGCCAAAAACACGCUAUUAUUGCAGCUCUACUUGGCUACGACUGUUUUAUUCUCAUGCCAACAGGAGCUGGAAAAAGUUUGUGCUAUCAGCUUCCAGCUAUUUUAUCAAAAGGUAUUACUGUUGUUAUCUCCCCUCUCAAAUCAUUAAUCGAAGACCAGAAAAUGAAAAUGAAGGAGCUUGAGAUUUGCUGUUAUGCAUUAACAUCUGAGCUCAAUCAGGCUGAGUCGGAUCGAAUUUAUAGCAUGUUGAAUGAAAGCUCUCCAAAAAUAAAAUUGCUUUAUGUGACGCCCGAGAAGAUAGCUGCUUCCGAGAAAUUGAAUAACAUGUUCUUUUCUUUACAUCGAAGGGAUUUGCUCACUCGAUUUGUUGUCGACGAAGCGCACUGUGUUUCUCAGUGGGGUCAUGAUUUUCGGCCUGAUUAUACGAAAUUGCAAUCUUUAAGGAGAAUGUUCACAAAUCCAGUGGUACCGGUUAUGGCUCUCACCGCUACAGCAACACCAAAAAUCGUAACUGAUAUCCGAGUUCAUUUGGCAAUUCAACAGAGCAAGCUAUUUAUAAGUAGUUUUGUGAGAACCAAUCUGAAGUACGAUGUGAUUGCUAAAGGACCGCGUUCAUUAGUGAGGGUAAUGGAUCGCAUGAAAAUUUUGUAUCCAGACAAAUCUGGGAUUGUUUAUUGUCUCUCAAGAAGGGAUUGUGAAUUGGUUUCAAAAAUGUUGGAAAAUCACGCUAUAUCUUCGGAGGUAUAUCAUGCAGGAUUAAGUGAUAAGAAACGGCUCGAAGUGCAAACGAAAUGGAUCAGUAAUCAAGUGAAUGUCAUUUGUGCUACUAUUGCAUUUGGCAUGGGAAUCGACAAACCAGAUGUACGAUUUGUUAUUCAUUUUAGCAUGCCGAAGUCGAUCGAAGCAUACUAUCAAGAGACUGGUCGAGCUGGACGCGAUGGCCUAAAUUCAUACUGUGCAAUCCUUUACAGUUAUAAUGAUUCAGUAAGGAUCAGGAAAAUGAUCGAAGGAGAGAAUAACACACAAGGCGUUCGAACGAUGCAUUUGAAUAGCGUGCUUCAAAUUGUAGCAUACUGUGAAAAUGUUUCAAUUUGUCGGCGGAAAUUAUUAGUAGAGCAUUUUGGCGAGGUUUACGAUGCAGAAGCUUGUCGUACAAGUAACUCUCCUUGUGAUGUUUGUGUCCAGCAAAUCAAGAAUGCGAACGCAUAUAAAGUUUACGAUGUAACAGAAGAAGCGAAACUUGUGACUCAGAGCAUGCUUUAUAUGCAUAAUGUUACUUUGAAGUACCUCGCCGAUUUAUAUCGUGGUCAUAUGGGACAAAAAAAAUUCGUUGAUAUGGCGAUGCGGUUAGGUCACACAAAAUAUGCAAUGUUUGGACGCGGUGUUAGGAUGCAAGAAACAGAUGCAUUAAGAUUUGUUAGAAAAUUGGUAAUUGACGGCGUUAUCACGGAACAGCUUUAUAAUACGAAAUUUGGUACAACGGUUGCUUAUGCUGAGCUGACAGAGUUAGGUCGAGAACUAGCGAAUGGACACAGCAGAAUGAAGGUGUAUCUUCAUAUAUCAAAUCAGUCAGAUGAUGAUUCCCAUGGAAUGGAAGUAGCAGGACUAAUGUCGAUAAAUAGUGUCAGUGAAGUAGAGGCUUUGAAAGAAAGAUAUAUGGUGAAACAUGCGGACUUAUUUAGCAAGUGUAAAGGAGAUCUUUUGCGAUUGUUUUCCGACAUUGCAUCUGCAGAGGGCCUUAGCAAUCAUCUGCCCAUUAUUAAUUCCGAAGGUAUUGAACAAAUAGCAGCACUGAUGCCGCGUACAUACUCCGAUCUCUUACAAAUUGAUAGCAUGACUGUGCGAAAAGCUGAACGAUAUGGUGCUCAAAUCAUGUGUAUGCUAAAGGAAUACUGGAAUGAACUUGACGCACGUGAGGAGAAUGAAAUCAAACGGCAGCUGAACCAUAUGAAUACAAAUAAAGAUAUCGUCGGUGGUUUUAGGGACAUACAGAUAGAUGGUGCAGUUACCCCAGCUUCAGUGCUCAAUUCACAGUCAAUUUGUGGUCGUGGAAAAUAUUUACCUUACUUCGGAACGUCAACACGUUUUACUGGGAGUGGAAAUAGACGUGGCCAGGAUCGCAAGAGAGGGUUUAACGAAUCACAAAGGUCUAGUUCGUCAAGAGGUUCAACUCACUCUAGACAUGGACGGAGGAAAACUUAUGCGUCUCAUGCAACGAAAGUACCUAUUAAUCGAUCACUUUUUCCAAAUCUGUAA